Messenger RNA from Drosophila albomicans, 1124 nucleotides. RefSeq names its product LSM12 homolog A (gene Lsm12a). The record is from RefSeq and is a predicted model, not a curated record. Bases 390 to 1070 code for a protein of 226 amino acids. NCBI's taxonomy places the organism in Eukaryota, Metazoa, Arthropoda, Insecta, Diptera, Drosophilidae. The transcript has 6 exons.
UUUCAUUUUGUGCCCUCCUUUUGGGCUGUUGUUUCGUGUGUUGACCAAUAAAUUUUUCGUACGCAGCAUAUUAUUUUUUUUUUGUUAGCUGAACACUUCUCAAUUGUGAAACAAGCGAAGAAGAGCAACAACAACAGCAACAACAUCAAAAUACGUGAACAUCAAACAGUUGUGUAAACAAUUACAAAGCGGCAAGCAACAAUAAGGGUCAAUCACUACAACAACAGCAGAGUCAACAACGACGAAGACGACAGCAGCAGCAACAACAACUAGAAAGCAUACUUCGAUCCAUCCAUCAAAUACAAUAUAUUAUAUAUAUAAUAUAUUAAACAUACACACACAACUGUGGAAAGAAGUUCAAGUUGCAGCGACAACAACAACAAUUAAAAAUGGCCGCUGCCUCCGCCGCCGUUGUAAAUGCAGUCAACGAUUGCUUCAGCAUCGGAUCCACAGUGCUAUGCACGACCUGUUUUAAGGACGAAGUCGAAGGCGAGGUGCUCGCCUUCGAUCACAACACAAAAAUGCUAAUAUUGAAAUGCCACUCGAAGACGGCCGAAGAGCUUAGUGAUGUUUAUGUGAUGAAUUUAUCGCUGUGCAGCAACGUGCAAGUGAUUAAGGAAUGCAAUGGCAAUUUCAUUGAUGAUCCGCAAAAGCUCAAUCUGGAACAGGUUAAAAUGCGGCUACGCAAAACAGUUGAGAGGCGACAGGAUUUUCUCAAGUCCAAAAAUGCCGAUGUUAGUCCAGAAGCACAAGAGCUCUAUAGAGCGAUAGCCAAACAGCUUGGGUACAAUGAAGUCUCCUGGCAGGGACAGAAUAUACAAAUCUUAAAUGAAGUCACCGUCUCGCCACCAUAUCGAGUGGACAACGUUGUGUCCAGUUCGGAUAACGAUACUUCGUGCAACUACAUUAAGCGAAUUAUCAAACAGUUCUUCAACACGAGACCGUCGCCGUCGGCACAGGAAAAUUCGCAUGCUGCAGGCGGCGGCGCAUCAUCGGCGUCUGUGUCGCCCACGUCCUCAUCUCUAUCAUCGAGUAAUGCAGCUUCAGGAUCACCGGUUCCCGCUAACUAAGAAUAAACAAAAACAAAAAAAAAAAAAAAAAAAUAUUUGCUUCAGAAAAUGAAA